CAAAAGAAACAGAAUGAUGGCUUGAAGGAGAAACCUAUUGAUGGCUUUUUCCUUCUUUUUGUUUCCAUUACAAGACAUGAUCGGUUACCUCAGCGACACUCUUGUGUUCUGUCUUUCUUCUUCUUCUUCUUCUUCUUCCCCAUGCCCGUGACCGUGAGAGAGAUUUCCGAAUCUCUCCACAUUACUUCACUUUCUCUCUCUAACUCAGAAGUUCCGAUCUCACAAUGGGAAUAGCAUAGAUAUGGAAGUCGGAAAAGGCGUUGAAAUGGAACAUAGCCCUGACAGCGUUCUUCCGCCUCCCCAUCCCUUUCGAGAUUCAGAAAAGAGGAACACGAGAUUGAAACCACCUCGUAGAGAUGAAAUAUUGAGGGUCAAAGAAGGCUUUACCGAGAUAAGCUUCAGGCGCUACCGGAGCUCAUCUUGUAAGAAUUUCUCUUCUAGGCCUCUUGUGAUGGGAGAUAGCAUGGAACAAAGGAGAGGUUCUGUCUAUCAAAGCUCUAACGAAGCAUUCAAGGAAACGAGAUUCUCGGGAAGUAAUGAGGCAAAGGCGAAACUCGAGCUGUCACGUGCUAGUGAUGCCUCUUUCUCGUUCAGAAUCGUUGAUUCUUCCAGAACAGGGAGUGCCGGGAGAAGCCCACAGAACGAUCUUUCAGAUGAGCCGAAGUCUGCAGCCAGUAGCUUUAUUGACAUUUGUUUGAACUCGGGUAUCAAAGACAGGGCGGCGGUGUUGGAUUCAGAUGAUGAACUGAAUGUCAGAUGUGAUGAAGCAGCCGGUCCUUUAAACGAAUAUAAUCACCACAAAACAAGAUUGCCUAAGUCUCAGUCUGCAAAAGUAGAGACGCUUUCAGUCUCUCCAUCAGAAAGCAAUUGCAAUAGGGAAAGCUCAAGGGCUCAGUUUGGUCAUAUUAGGAAAAUGUUUGAUCCAUUUGUUAAAUCAAAGUCUCUGAGAAGUCCCCUUGGGUACUUGGGAGAAUCAAGAGAGUUCAAAGUUGAAUGUACAGAAAAAAUGUUGAAGGGAAGUGAUCAUUGCAAAGCAUUGUUCAGUGAAAACUCAGAGGAUCAUGAAAAAUUGUAUAACAGUCCUGCAGUCAUGAAUAAGGAUCGUACGCUAGCUCUGAUAUCUUCCCCUGUUCAUCUGCAUGCUUGCCUUAAGCUGGAAAACAAAGAUGGGUUGCCAGUUUUUCGGUUUUUCUUGGAUUCUCCUGAGGAAGUUUAUGUGGCAAAAACAUGGAAAUCCAAUAACGGGUCCAAAUGGACGUAUACGUUUUCCUGCGUUGGAAGCAGAAAGAAAAGCAAUGCCAGUGUUUGGGGUCUGAACGAUUGCAGCCGAGAAUCCUCACAGGUAGGUCAGAUGCAAGUUUCCUGUUACACGUGCUUGGAACCAAGAAAAAAUGGUCAAGACCCAGAUAAACUGAUGGUAACCGAGUUUGUUUUGUAUGAUAUUGCUCAUGCCAGACGAAGUGUUUCUGCACAGGAAAAUUCAUCCCGACCAAAAGAUACAGUUAAAGUUUCGAAAAGUUCUGCUAAACCAGACUCGAGUUCAGGAAGUAGUGAACCAGAAGAUGGUUCUGAUGUAACAAAGCAGAGACUUCAGCCCAAGAGUGCAUCUGAAAGUUUCGAUCUUUAUGCUUCAAAGGAACCAAAACCAUGGCCAGAUGCAGAUUUGCAUCCUGACCUCGAAAUCGCGGCUAUAAUCAUUCAAGACCAAAUCGGGAAGAGAGAAAGCUUAAAAUAUAGAGGAGGCGACCAAAGGGUCACAGACAAGAGGAAUCUUCUCAGUCUUUCUCCGAUUGAGGAGGGCAAGAAAUACUUUUGUGGAAGCAGAAGUCCGGAAAAGCUAAAGGUCAUAAUCCCGAGGGGAAACCACGGCAUACCAACUUCUGAGUACAGUGGUCCUUCACCUUUGCUUCAGAGGUGGAGUUCGGGCGGCGGUUGUGACUGUGGCGGUUGGGAUAUGGCUUGCCCUCUUGUAGUUUUUGGAAAUUCCAGUCUCUCAUGUUCUCAUGAUCAGCCUCUUAUGGGCAAUCACCAUCCAUUGGAGCUAUUUGUCCAGGGAGCUAAGGAGAACACACCAGCAUUGUCCAUGACAUUUGUCAAGGAGGGACAAUAUGAUGUCCAUUUCCAUGCACAGUUAUCAACACUGCAAACGUUUUCCAUCUGUGUUGCCAUACUACAUAACUUGGAAGCUCCAGGUGACUGUAGAAAUGGCGAGAACAUACAGUUGUCUCAGUGUAACUCACUGAAAAUGCUUAUCGAGGAUGAAGUCAAGUGCUUAGUUGAAGCAGUAACUGAGGACGAGAAGCAAGUCACCAAGCCUGUGAAAGGCAGUACAGCCACUCUCCAAUCCUACAUGCCUAACCCUCCCAUCUCACCAAUAUCCCGAGUCUAGUCCUCAAGGGUUGUCACUGUUGAAAAUACGUUAAAUUCAUUCUCCUUGAGGCCCUCAGGUUUGCUCUUCAAGAUGGCGAUUAGAAGAGAAGGGUGGUUCCCAACUCCAGAAAGCACAGCCAUGAAGGAGUGGAUUCUUUGGACAAAGCUUGAGCAUGGGACCGGAUAUUCUGCAUUCGCCAGUCUGAAGAAUCCUUCUGAAGGGUUAUCGGAGAGGCGAGAAAUUCUUUGAUGUGUCAUUUAUUCAUUCUUAUGAGUAGGGUUGCAGGGUUUAAUCACAAUAUACUGUUCAUAUUGUAGCUUAGCAAGGAAAGGUACUCAAUUGGGUUAGAGGUAGAGUCCAUAUUCAAGAAAUCAGGUCAAGGGGUCUUGAUAGAUCUCUGGAAAAGUUUUGCAUCAUGUAAUGAAUAAAUGGGUCUUUCCCU
Tarenaya hassleriana is the source of this 2813-nucleotide messenger RNA. RefSeq lists its product as uncharacterized. NCBI's taxonomy places the organism in Eukaryota, Viridiplantae, Streptophyta, Magnoliopsida, Brassicales, Cleomaceae. The record is from RefSeq and is a predicted model, not a curated record. The coding region runs from base 242 to 2389 and encodes 715 amino acids. The transcript has 3 exons.